Molecule: messenger RNA, 4579 nt
Organism: Cygnus atratus (black swan)
Lineage: Eukaryota; Metazoa; Chordata; Aves; Anseriformes; Anatidae
Gene: P2RX5
Product: purinergic receptor P2X 5
Exons: 12
Coding region: 1-1257 (418 amino acids)
Biological process (GO): monoatomic cation transmembrane transport; response to ATP
Cellular component (GO): nuclear inner membrane; plasma membrane
Molecular function (GO): purinergic nucleotide receptor activity; ATP binding; extracellularly ATP-gated monoatomic cation channel activity
Source: RefSeq, a predicted model, not a curated record
AUGGGGCAGGUGGCUUGGAAGGGUUUGUUCCUCUCGCUUUUUGAUUAUAAAACAGAGAAAUACGUCAUUGCAAAGAACAAAAAGGUGGGGAUUCUCUACCGAGUGGUGCAGCUCUCCAUCCUGGCUUACCUGGUGGGGUGGGUGUUUGUUGUCAAGAAAGGCUAUCAGGACACAGACACAUCCCUCCAGAGCUCUGUCAUCACCAAGCUGAAGGGGGUGGCCUUCACCAACACCUCGGAGCUGGGGGAGAGGCUGUGGGAUGUUGCAGACUACGUUAUCCCACCACAGGGUGAAAACGUCUUCUUUGUCAUGACGAAUCUGAUCGUGACCCCAAACCAGAGGCAAGCCACAUGUCCUGAGGUAGGAAGAACUGAGCCCCCUGGCCCCCAGACCCCUACAAAACUGGGGAGUGUCAGCAUUCCUGAUGCCCUGUGUUACGAGGAUGGGGACUGCCUGGCAGGGCAAGCAGUGGUGGCUGGCAAUGGAGUUAAGACUGGCCGUUGUUUGAAAGAAAGGGACAGCAUCAGAGGGACUUGCGAGAUACUGGCCUGGUGCCCAGUGGAGAAAAGAUCCAAGCCCAAGAAACCACUUCUUGCCAGUGCAGAAAACUUCACUGUUUACAUCAAGAACUCGAUCCGGUUCCCCAAGUUUAAGUUCUCCAAGAUGAAUGUGUUGGCAACCGACAAUGAGUCCUACCUGAAAAGCUGCCGCUACAGCACGGAGCAUCCCUACUGCCCCAUCUUCCUCCUGGGGAACAUUGUCAGAUGGGCCGGGAGCGACUUCCAUGAAAUGGCUUUGGAGGGUGGUGUGAUAGGAAUUCAGAUUGAAUGGAACUGUGAUCUUGAUAAAGCCCCUUCUGAAUGUAAUCCUCACUAUUCUUUUAGCCGGCUGGAUAACAAGUUUGCAGAAAAGUCUAUCUCUUCUGGGUACAACUUCAGGUUUGCCAAAUAUUACCGGGAUGCUGAAGGGGUUGACUACCGGACACUCUUUAAAGCAUAUGGAAUCCGUUUUGAUGUGAUGGUGAAUGGCAAGGCAGGGAAAUUUAACAUCAUUCCCACCGUUAUCAAUAUCGGUUCAGGGCUUGCUCUCAUGGGGGCGGGAGCUUUCUUUUGUGACCUGGUGCUGCUGUAUCUGAUUAAAAAGAGUAAUUUUUAUCGAGGCAAAAAGUAUGAGGAAGUAAAGUCCAGUUCCAGGAAAUCAUUAUCUAGCCCUACUCUGAAUGGGAAUCAGAGCCCUGACCAACUCGGUGGGCUCUAGGCACAGUGAUGGGGCCGUCAACUGGAAUCACGUUCCAGGAAAAUCACACAGGUGUGAGAUGACACUGGGACUGGGAAGUGGAGAUACCCAGAUGAAAUCUACCAUCUAUUAUUGGGAUUCCCAGAGGGAAAAAAUCCUUUAAAGAACACCCUUCUUUCCCUGAGAUGUUCUCUGGUAUCCUGAGCUUGCAACACCUGUGUUGUCACUAUGGAUUUAUAAGACUAUUUUAUAAGAGGAAAAAGAAGGCACCAAAUGAAUGUUUUUAUAUUUAUUGAUAGAUAUAUCUGUACCUACGUUAAUAGCCAGCAUUCUCCUGUGGCUGUGCUUUGCUUUUAAGUGUGAAAGAGCGGCGAUGUGAAACACCAGUGACAUUUUGAGGAGGGCUGAGGCCAAGAAUCAACCCGUCUCCUGCUCCACUGGCUUGCAGCCACGGCUUCCAACUCCCGCUUUUGUUAUUUGCAAGAUUAGAUAUAAAGCAGCAGGACUGCUCUUGUUAGGAAGUGCAAGGAAAUGCAACAUUUCAGCAACUCUCAGAGGCCAGAAGAAAGUGCUUUAUUAUCCUACGCCACCCACGCCGAGUGGGCCUGUUUUGGAGGGCAAUUGCUUUCACUGCUGUGUCUGUGUUGUAACUGUUAGGGGUGGAAGCAGAGCUCCUCCAGGGAAAGCCUUUACAACAGCUGCCACAAAGUGCUCUGCUCCUUUCUCCUAGGAACGUCAGGAGACUGAGCCUGCCACAGCUCUGAGCGGGGAAUUGAUUUCAGCCAUGGCGGGGUCCCAGCUACCUCAUCUGCUACCCAGAUUCUCUGUUUGUAGUUAACCAGAUAACCAACCAGUAUUUCAGACCACAGAGAAGGUAACACGUGCAGAGGGGUAUUUUGAAGCAAGACAGGGACAGGUGCUUUUGUGGUUAGUGAAAAGCGUUUCAGCAUACUGAAAAACAACAUGGUGCUGGCAAUAUGUGCAUGGAGAUGGUGCUAGGUUCUCCCUUCUUUGUUUAGUGCCUGGUUUCAUUUGCUAGUGAUUAUGCUUUCUGUAUCACUUACUAUUUGCUCAUGGUGGAGAGAGAUCUGGAUGGGGCACUUCGUGCUUCUGCCCUUUUUGUAGUACCCUGAAAGUACUGGUAGUACUGUGGAGAUUGAAAAGGGGAGCUGUCAGGUAAAACAGACUUUGCCAGGUUCUUCCAAAUAUACUAACAGGAAGAAAAAAUAGAAGACAGAUGUCCACUAUUUCAACGCUUCGGUAUCUUUCAAGAAUCAUUUGUGGUUUGUUGUUUCUCAGGAUAAAACUAAGUAACGGCAGCCCAUUUUGUGAAUUUACGCUCAAGUGGGGCUGCAACUACUCUUAAGAUGAAAAUUAAUAAUAGCAUUGCUUUCUUUUAAAGUUGGUGUUUGAGCUAGCAGGAACUGACUCACCAGCUCCUGAAGACGGUAGGUGACCGUUCCUGUCCCUGACAUAUUAGUCCUUUCACUUCAAGCCUCUGCACCAUGGCGUGGCACAAACUGAUCAGUGUUCUGUAAAUGCCACUGGUCACUGUUAACCAGUUGUUCUGAUAGUGUGUUUCCAUCCACUCUUUGACUAUCAGGAUUUAAAGGACUCCUGCUGCAGCACACUCAUGUAUUGUCAGGACAGGUGUAGAGAGGAUGGCAUUACAGAAGGCUGCUGUGAUGUGUUACACACAGAGGGAAACAGCAAGCCCCACCUACCUCUGCUUUAACUUCUCCGAAGUGAUUACUCUGAGACUGUUUGACUCUAAAUGAGAACUCACCUGUGUUAGCAGUGGCAAGGUCUGAGUUCAGUCAUUGGUAGCAAACCCCACCCAGUCUCAUUCACUCCCUCUGCUCCUGCUCAGCUGCAAGUAAAUAUUAACUAGUCUAACAUGUAGCUAAAAAUGGAGUUAAGCACUGGAGAUAAAGUAAUUUAGGAUGAGCUAUGUACCUCUGAUGCUAUAGCUACAGCCAAAAAUCUCUCUAGGCAAAGGUGAGUCACCCUGUGUACAACGGACAGGCUGCCCUAGGCAGGCCUUUUGAAACCACCAUGCCAGUGAAACAGCUCAAACUUUGGCUGUCAGGCCUUCAUUCUGUUUAAAUAAUUUCUAGAUGGUGAAACACAUGGGGAAGGCCAAGGCAUCACUGAGACCAAAUAGCUCAUCCUAACAGUAAAGCUGACUGUGUUCUACUGAAGCCAGUGCUUCAACGUGACAAAACAGACCAAAGCUAUUUCCUGAAUUUAAGUCUUCAGGGGACUUUAGCACCCCAAAAUUCACUAGAAUGUUUUUCCCUUCUUUAUACUGUUCAUUUAAUGCAAUUUGCACAACAGUUGUGAUUAAUAAAACAACCAGACUUCUCCUUAGGAGCUUGUUUCUUGAGUUUGAUUUUUUUCUUGUCUUUGAUGUACAGCAAUAAACUGUGUCACGUUAGGGCAGUGCUAAGAUGCCUCUACAAAACAUGUUCUCUAGGUUGCACAUAUCCAUUUCUCUUUGUCACACGUACUUACGUUAAGCAAUUCAAGUAAGAGUCUAGAAAGUAUUUCAGUGGUGCAGAUGUUUAAACGAUAUUCAUUGAUGCGUGAAAAGUGGUGGCUGUUUUCUGAUGGUAUGAAUCUGUCAAAGCAUACAACUGAGGGAAUUGAGAAUGUGACCUCCCCCCACCAAAAAAGAUACAUGACUUAAGCAGUGUUUAUAGUUUCAGAUCCACCUUCUUGUAUAACCCUGCAUUUCACCAGAACUUGACUUUUCUGUAAAGUGUCUUUGAAAACAGAAUCUAAUGUCUUAAAACCUUUGUGUAACAGUUAACCUGUUAUAAGGGGCUGGUGAAUCAAUGAUGGCCUCAGUUAACCAGACGAAGCAAUGUGGGGUUGUAGAAGAAAGUACACAACAGAACCCAGUUGUUGUGCACGCGUGAGUGCUAGUUGUAGGUGAGAGGCUCCAAGCACUGUUUGCACAAGCAGCUCUAGAGCAAAGACACAUUACCUCUGUAGUGGGUGAUCAAGUUGUCCUUUCUGUCCCUACCAGACAUGGCACCGCAACACACCACUCAGUUGCAGGAAUCCUGCUGCUUACACAAGCCUAAGCUAGCAGGCAAUAAGACACUGUGUGCAUUUUGGUGCCUGUAUUUCAUUGGACACAAUAGCAUUAAACACAGCAGUGUUUGGCUUGUGAGAGCAUCACUUAGCGACUUUUGUCCAUGCCAGUGAAGAGUCUCCACGACAAUGUCAUUUAUUUAUAAGGUGUAAAUACAGCAACUGUGGAAGAUAACAUUUGCACUAGCAACUCAAACACAUUUCUGUAUCAAACCUUUACAUACAGUUAAUUACAUGCUGCUGU